Messenger RNA from Talaromyces rugulosus, 531 nucleotides. RefSeq lists its product as uncharacterized. The transcript has a single exon. Lineage: Eukaryota; Fungi; Ascomycota; Eurotiomycetes; Eurotiales; Trichocomaceae. Bases 1 to 531 code for a protein of 176 amino acids. The record is from RefSeq and is a predicted model, not a curated record.
AUGGCCAUCAUCAGUGGGACUCCUUCUCCUAGACAACCCAUUCUCAACCAAGACUCGGCCAAAACCAUACUUCAACAACACCUCAAAGACACGACACGAUCGGACAUUGUAAAAAUAGCCAACAACGGCCAAGGUCUAAUCUUCGUUGACAUUAUGAACAAGCAGUGUGACGGCUUGGAGAACAGGCUCGCGGCAGAGGAGAACAGGCUCACGGCAGAAAAGAACAGGCUCGCGGCAGAGGAGAACAGGCUCGCGGCAGAGAAGAGCAUGCUGCAGAAUGAUGAUACAAAUCUACAAGAUCAAAUUGUAAAUCUGCAAGAUCAAAUUGCAGAUCUGAAGAACAAGCUGGACGAUCAAACAACAAAUCUGCGGAACAAAGCAACAUGUCUGCGGAACGAAAUAACAACUCUGUGGAAUGAAACAAAUCUGCAGAAUGAAAUGUCAAAUAAAGCGACAAGUUUACAGAACGAAAUAAGGAAUGAAAUAACAAGUCUGCAGAACGAAACUACAUAUCUGAGGAUUGAGCAAUGA